CAGAUUCGGAAAAUACUUUUAAUUGACAGCACUGUGUAUUUUAUUCUUAACAAACAUUUGACAGAACAAUUUUCAGAGCAUCACCAUGCAUUUAGAGUACAGAGAUACUGUGAACUGAGUGAACUUGUUACAGCAACCAGUUUGAGGUUCUACAGGCCUUUUGGUCUGCAGAGUUGAUAUUGGUCAGAUGAUGGUGAAUAUAUUGUACCCUCGUUUGUGAUGGUUUAAUUUUUGUUAAAUAAAAGUUAAAACUAUUUAGUGUGGACCUAUAUAAACACUGAAAACACAGAGUGUGAAUUUAACACUAAAAUUUGCUGUAUAUGAGCAAACGGAAGAGUAGCUGGAUUUAAAUGAGGGUGCAGGUCUCGCUUGUGUAGCUGCUAAAACCACAAAGAAUUCAAAAUUCACCACCAACAAAAAACAAAACAAAAAAAGGUGGUGUAAUACAGUCACAAAGUGGUAAGGAAAACCACAUGAUAAGGAAAACCACAAUUAGACAUGGUUUAAGUCUACAGCAUAAGGGCCUACUGAGCUAAAAGUACUAUUUCCUGUAGGCGUGCUGCAGUUGAGAACCCCUUACAGAUAAACUAGAGAUCUACCUAAAGUUCAUUCUUCACCCUUCAGUCCUGCUUCAUAGAUCACACCACUAGCCUUUGAGAAAAGUUUUACAGCUUAAACGUGCAUCGGUCUGUUGUUCUGAGAAAACACCAUGAAGUCGCCUUUAAUCCCUGACAUUGCUGUGAUUGUUUCCCUGCUGACGCUGCAGUGCCAAGCCUUUAUCAUCAGAGAAAUCAUAGUGAAUGAACCGCUGACCCUCCCGUGUACCUGCCCUGGAAACUGUUCAGUGGUUCAGUGGACCCGCUUCAUUCCCAGCAAAGCCCUCAUUGCUGAAAUCCGGACGUGUCACAGUGAACAGCAUUGUCAGGAAAGAUUUGCAGUGUCAGGAGAUACCAGCAGAGGAAAUUUCUCCCUGACGAUCAGUUCAGUAGCCUACAAUGAUGCUGGCUCCUACAGGUGCAGCUGUAAUGGAACAUCCGUUACUGAAGUAAAACUGAAAGUUUUUGUUCCGACAGUCGUAAAGGCUUUCGAGGGGGAGAACGUCACCCUGCCGUGCUACGGAGACACUCAGAAAGACGUUAAAGAUGUAAAAUGGAAGAAAGCUGGACAAAAGGUUCUGCUGUACACUCAUGCAAACAGAUCAGUGACUACUGAUGAAGCAUCAGAAAGCAGAUUUCUGAUGUCAGUAGAAGGCUUUCUAGAUGGUGAUCUCUCUCUUCACAUCAGUUCAGUUCACCUGUCUGAUGCAGGAUUAUAUCGGUGUCUCAUCCGUGAUGAAUCUCAGGACGGAGAACCACGAGCUGUUUUACUGAAGGUAGAAGGGCUACAACAAUUAACAACCACCAACAGCAAUGAAGUUACAGUACUGCGUGUGCUGCUGGGAUUGAUCAUCUUUGUAGACAUCAUCAGACUGAUCGUUUGCAUUGUGAGAAGCAAAUCCAGCACUACAGGACAGCACUCUAGAUCUAGAUCUAGAUCGGGACCAGACGAGCUAGCCUUCACUCCCCAUGCGCAUCAGUGAGCCUUGGACGCUCAUGACCCUGUCGCUGGUUCACCGGUUGUCCUUCCUUGGACCACUUUUGGUAGGUACUAACCACUGCAUACUGAGAACACCCCCACAAGACCUGCUGUUUUGUAGAUGCUCUGACCCAGUCGUCUAGCCAUCACAAUUUGCCCUUGUCAAAGUCUCUCAGAUCCGUAUGCUUGCCCAUUUUUCCUGCUUCCAACACAUCAACUUCGAGAACUGACUGUUCACUUGCUGCCUGAUAUAUCCCACCCCCUGACAGGUGCCGUUGUAACGAGAUAAUCAAUUUUAUUCACCUCUCGGUGGUUUUAAUGUUAUGGCUGAAUGGUGUGCUCUGUUGUUCUGUGUAUUUAUUGUCCUGCACUCGUCUCGCACUGUUUUGUAUUUGCACUUUAUGUAGUCUUAUGUAUUGUUACGUUUUGCACCACAGUCCUGGAGAAGUGACAUUUUGUUCCAGUGUAUAAAAGCUAUAUAAAGAAAUGGCAAUAAAAACCCACUUGACUUGAACUGUUGUGUUUUUUUUUUGUCUGCAAAAGUUUGAAUACCUCUGCUAUAAAAUAAUGCUUUAUGGAAUAAGAAUAUUCUUUAUUCUUCCAAAUAUAAUACUUAUGUUGUUACAAACUGAUUAAAAAAAAAGAAUCUCAUCAAGUACAAACAAGCUAACCUAUCUUUACAAAACCUUUGAAUAAAUGACGCAUCUUUAUAUUGCUUUUUGUUUUAAGAUGUGCCAAACUGUGUUAAUGUACUGUAAACAAGUUUAGCCAUUAUAUUGUUAUAAGAUUUAUCAUAAAUUAUAUGCAUGUGUGUACAUGCUGUAUCUUAAUGAGUUUUUAGGUUACAAAUUGUUUGUCAGAUUGUCCACUGUUGCCAUAUCAUCAUCAUCAUCAUCAUCAUCAUCAUCUUCCUACUUGCCCUACAGAGACCUGAGCUGCCGCUUGAUGUUUCGUAUUGUCACAAAGCGUCAAACACGGUGUCGUGAAGCGUGCCACCCCAGCGAAGAUGGCGGCUGAGCUGCAUCCGUGCAGAGGAAAACUCAUCAGGCUGUUGAUGAGUUCACCAACUUGAAUUGCAUGGCGCAAUCAAAAUGUUCAGUUAUUAAAAUAAAAAUAAAAUUUAUAACAUUUUAAAAAACUGUUUAAGCCAAUGUGAUGCCACAAUGUGAUGUUUUAGCUACAUUGCUAAUUUAAACUAUAAGCAAAUAAAGUAAAUGUUUACUGUUUGGAAGGUUGAACGAUGAAAAAAAUAUUGUCGAUAUUUAAGGAUACCGCGGUAUAGGAUAUGUCACAUUAUUUAAUUUG
Pangasianodon hypophthalmus (striped catfish) is the source of this 2880-nucleotide messenger RNA. Its product is annotated as CD226 antigen. NCBI's taxonomy places the organism in Eukaryota, Metazoa, Chordata, Actinopteri, Siluriformes, Pangasiidae. Gene Ontology annotation, biological process: negative regulation of T cell proliferation; T cell costimulation; immune response. Gene Ontology annotation, cellular component: external side of plasma membrane. The transcript is spliced from 5 exons. The record is from RefSeq and is a predicted model, not a curated record. Bases 710 to 1579 code for a protein of 289 amino acids.